Messenger RNA from Phyllotreta striolata, 738 nucleotides. The record is from the annotation of a GenBank genome assembly. NCBI's taxonomy places the organism in Eukaryota, Metazoa, Arthropoda, Insecta, Coleoptera, Chrysomelidae.
AUGGAUAUAGAUAAUGCUGCAUCAGAGGGCCCCGUAACGGGAAACGGGGUCAUUGAUAUAGAACAAUCGUUUUUGCAACAAUUCAGCUGCAUGGGCACCACAGACAGGGAGGAAUUGAUCCAGCAAUUGCAGAAGCUCCUUGGAAGCCAACUGAAUUACUCUACGGCUGCGUUUUUCUUGGACAUGAACAAUUGGAAUUUACAAGCGGCAGUAUGUGCUUACUUUGAUUGCGAAAAUCCCACUCCUUUGCCCCAAAUGAAGCUGGUCGCAGAUCCGUUCGCUAACGAAAACGAAAGCCUAGAACCCAACACAAGAUUUAAGAAGUCCUGGCAUAUCUCGAACAGCGGCAACGAAAGGUGGCCAGUAAACUGUUUUGCCCAGUGCUCCGACGGUUACAAUUUAGGCGGAGGCAGGGUGCCUGUACCGUGCUUGAACCCCGGCGAAGGUUUCCAUCUAACCGUAGAAAUGGUCGGGCCUCCGGUGCCCGGUAUUUAUCAAAGCAAAUGGAGACUGUGCACAUCGAAAGGUUCCUAUUUCGGCGAUCCGAUGUGGGUGAUCGUGACGGUAGUCGAAGAAGGUGCUGUUGCUCUGACGAAUCAAUUGUCCCAUUUCAACGAAUUGGGGGCUUCCUUAUCGGCGAACAAUUCUUACAAUCCGUUUUCGCCUAAUCAGAUCCACAUAGGAAAUAACCAGGAUGUGGCACCUCCAGAUGGGCAAAGGGAUUCUUCGAUGAUCUAG